AUGGCGGGUAGUAACGGUAAUAUGGGGACGGAAGUGGCGUUCACGCGUAGAAAAGGGGCGUGGCACUUUUGGGCUAAUGCUGGAUGGACGGCGGAAGGAGAAGUCAUCCACACAAAACAGACAAACGGAGGCAUGGUGAUUGGCACUUGCAUAACUCGUGUUCUUAAUGUUUUAGAUGUAAUGCAGCUUGUUUUUUUCUCCCUUAGAUAUUUUCUAGGUGUAAAGAGAACACAUGGUUGGGCUUACCCAGAAAAAUACAAAGUACAAAAACAAAACCAACCCAUCACAACGAUUUUCAGAGGGGAGAGAGAGGAAGACAGAAAGAAUGAGUAUGAGUGGAGGUAG
Messenger RNA from Prunus armeniaca (apricot), 345 nucleotides. Lineage: Eukaryota; Viridiplantae; Streptophyta; Magnoliopsida; Rosales; Rosaceae. The record is from the annotation of a GenBank genome assembly.